UGACAAACGGGAGACAUUGCUAGUGAUCCCACGACAUUAGAGAUCCAAACGCGUCUAAAUUUGAAAAUGUAAAUAUUUACCAUUACAAUUCUUUGCAACUGUCAUCUAUCAUCUACAUCCAUCAUCAAAAUGUAUAUUAAGAAGAUCAUCAUACAGGGGUUCAAGACGUAUAAGAACCAAACAGUGAUAGACCUUGUAUCUCCACAUCACAAUGUGGUGGUGGGUCGUAAUGGGUCAGGGAAGUCAAACUUUUUUGCUGCCAUUCGAUUUGUAUUAUCGGAUGCGUAUACUCAUAUGACAAGAGAAGAAAGACAAGGGUUGAUUCAUGAAGGUUCUGGAACUGUCAUGAGUGCGUAUGUGGAGAUCAGUUUUGAUAAUCUGGAUGGAAGGAUUCCUAUUAAUAAACCAGAGAUUUCAAUUAGAAGAACUAUUGGGUUAAAGAAAGAUGAUUAUUCAUUAGAUGGGAAAUCAUCCACUAGAUCUGAUAUCAUGAAUUUAUUAGAAAGUGCUGGUUUUUCAAGAUCAAAUCCUUAUUAUAUUGUCCCUCAGGGUAAAAUCACAUCAUUAACCAAUUCAAAGAAUUCAGAACGGUUAACAUUAUUAAAGGAAGUUAGUGGAGCAACUAUAUUUGAAAAUAAACUUAAAGAAUCGAUCAAAGAAAUGAAUAAUUCCAACUAUAAGAAACAAAGAAUCGAUGAAACAUUAUUAUCGAUCGAUGAAAGAUUAUCUGAUUUACAAAUUGAAUCGAAAGAUCUUAAGAAAUUUCAACAAUUAGAGAAAUCAAAAAAGAUUUUAGAGUAUAAUUUAUUUGAUAGAGAAUAUAACGAAUUGAAUGAAUCAAUUGAAGAGAUUGAAGAGAGUUAUAAUGAAAUGUUACAACAAUCUUCUCUGGAUUUACAAGAUUUAGAGAAACGAGAAAAAUUAUGUCAACAAUUACAAUCAACUAUCAAUGAAUUAAAGAUUUCUUUAAAGAUAUCUAAAUUAGAAAAAGAUCAAUUAAAUUUGGAUUAUAAUCAAUUAUUUAAAUUGGUAUCUACUAAAGAAAUCAAAUUACAUGAAUUAACCAAUUCAAAUCAAAAUUCAGCUGAGAAAUUAAACCUGAUUAAACAACAAAUUGAAGAAUAUAAAACCUUAAAGUCAGAUAAUGAAGCUAAAAUCUUAAAUUUGAGGCCCAAAUUAAUUGAAUUCCAAACUACUGAAUCAAAAUUGAAAGAAUCAUUACUUGAAUUAAAAUCAAAGCAAAGAUCAUUAUACUCCAAACAACAAAGAUUUCUGAAAUUUCAAACUAAAGAUGAACGUGACUCGAUCUUAAAUCAAGAAAUCAGUUCGAUAAAGAAACAAUUGAUUUUAAAGGAUAAUGAAUUAAAUCAAUUAAAUUCAAAAAUUAAAAUUUCAGAAAAUAAUCUUGAUGAAUUGAUUGAAAAGAUAUCUUCUUUGAAUUCAAGUUUAAAUGACGAAAAGUAUAAUUCAUCCCUUUCAACUUUGAAAAACUCCAUCAAUGAUUUGAAAUUAAAUUUAAAUCGAUUAAAUGAUAAUCGUAAGACGUUGUGGAGAGAUGAAAUCAGAUUCAAGAGUAUUUAUGAUUCACUUAAUAAUGAUUUGGUCAAUGCGAACAAUUUAGUUAAUCAAACCAUGGAUAGAUCACAAGCCCAAGGUUUACAGGCUAUAAGGCAUAUCGCUUCGAAAUUGAACUUGUCAGAUAAAGUGUAUGGUCCAUUAUGUGAUUUAUUUGAAGUUAAUGAUAAAUAUAAAACUGCCGCUGAAGUUAUUGCUGGUAAUUCAUUGUUUCACAUUGUGGUAGAUACUGAUCAAACGGCAUCUUUAAUAAUGGAAGAAUUGAUUAGAUCGAAAUCAGGUAGAGUUACUUUCAUGCCAUUAAAUCGAUUAAAUGAUCUUUCACUUGAUAAUACUCAAUAUCCUGAUAGUAAUCAAUAUCAAUGUAUUCCAUUAAUUAAAAAGAUUAAAUUUGAUAAUCCAAAAGUUGCAAAAGCCAUAAAUCAAGUGUUUAGUAAAGCUAUUGUCGUAGCUGAUUUAUCCACCGGUAGUGAAUUAGCUCGUAAUUUCAGAUUAUCCGCCAUAACAUUAGAUGGUGAUAGAGUUGAUAAUCGAGGUGCAUUGACUGGGGGUUACAGAGAUUAUAAAAGAUCAAGACUUGAUGCGUUAAAGAUUCAAACCAAGAAGAAAGCUGAAUUAAGCAAAGUUGAAGUAGAUUUGAAUAAUUGCACAAAGGAAAUUGAAACUUUAAAUCAAUCAAUCACUACUAUGAAUAAUGAAUUACAAUUAAAUGUUCGAGAUUUAGAUAAAUUACAAUCCCAACAAGAACCUAUUAAAAUCGAAUUAACUAGAUUGAAUGAUAAAAAAUUCAAUAUACAACAUGAAUUAAAGGAUUAUAAGUCUCAUUUGAACAAUUUGAAAUCAUUAAAGAAUUCAUUAUUAAUCAAUUUAAAACAAAAUGAGAAUGAAUUAAAUUCUAAAUUUUCUCAAGUUUUAACGGAUGAUGAGACUAAACAAUUGAAUGAAUUGAAUAUUAUCAUAAAUAAUAAAGAAACUGAAUUGGAUAAUUUAGUUACCAAGCAAUUAUCCGACUUAGAAACGAAGAUUUCUAAAUUUGAAUCCGAAUUGAAUAAUAAUAUAAAUCCAAAUUUGAAAGAUUUAAAUAUUGAAUUGAAUAAAUUUGAACUUAAUUCUGACGUCAAUUUUGAAAUUAAAGAAUUAGAGCAAGAAUUAACGAAUUUGAAUGAAGAAUUGAGUGCCAUCACUGUGAAACAACAAUCAUCAUUAAAAGAAUUUAAAAAGAUCACUGAUGAGAUUAGUAAGAGUGAAACUUCAUUAAAGAAAUCAAAUGAUCAACAAUUGAGUUUAUUAAAGAAAUUAGAGAAAUUCUCAAAGACUAGUGAAAAAACUUUAAAUAAAAAAUCGAUAUUGAUUAAUAGACGAGAUGAAAUUCAAAAGAAAAUCAGAGAUUUAGGAGUAUUACCUGAAGAAGCAUUCCAAUCGAAUGAGAAUAAUAGUGAUGAAUUAUUAAAACAAUUGAAUAAAGUUCAUGAAGAAUUAUUGAAGUAUAGUCAUAUUAAUAAGAAAGCUAUGGAACAAUUCAAUACCUUUAAUAAACAACGAGAUGAAUUAGUUCUGAGAAGAGAAGAAUUAGAAACUUCGAGAUCUUCAAUUGAGAAUUUGAUUAAGAAUUUAGAAAACCAAAAGGAAGAAGCGAUCAAAAAGAGUUUUAAACAAGUUGCGAAAAGUUUUAAUGAGAUUUUUGAAGCUCUUGUACCGGUUGGAGUUGGUAAUUUAAUCAUGCAAAAGAGAAAUGUUAAUAAUGAUGAUAAUGAAAAUACAGAACAAGUCAGUCAAGAAGAUGGGGAAGUAAGAGAAAACGACAAUGAUGAAUCAGAUCAACAAUCAAUUGAUAAUUAUGUGGGUGUUGCUAUUUCAGUAUCAUUUAACUCUAAACACGAUGAACAACAAAGAAUUGAACAAUUAUCAGGAGGUCAAAAAUCACUAUGUGCGAUUGCAUUAAUUUUAGCUAUUCAAAAGUGUGAUCCAGCUCCAUUUUAUUUAUUUGAUGAAAUCGAUGCUAAUUUGGAUACACAAUAUCGUACAUCUGUUGCAACCAUGAUCAAAACAUUAAGUUCAAGUGCUCAAUUUAUAUGUACUACCUUUAGACCAGAAAUGUUACAAGUGGCUGAUAAAUUCUUUGGAGUGAUGUAUAGUAAUAAGGUUAGUACAGUGAGUGAGAUUAAUAAGGAUGAAGCUAUGAGUUUUGUUGAAAGUCAACAACAGACGUAAGUAAGUUUUGUAUAAUAAUAGAAAUAUAGCUGCAAAUAUGAAAACAGUUGUUGUUGUAGUUAUGUUCUUAAUCCUUCCUAAUUAGGAAAUAUUCCGCACGUGACCGUUCCAGGUUAAACUUUUCUUUUCUUUUGAGAAUCUCAGCCCUGUAUUUAAGCCAGAAAUGAUUAAAAUCGAAAUUGAAAGAAAAAGAAAUAAACAACGGGAAACGUAUAACUUUCUUCUUCUACUUCAUCUUACUAUUUUCAUUCUAGUUUUUAGUAAAACCCCAAUUAGCUUAUAUUCAAAGAUGGUAUGUAUAUGUGAUCAAAUGAAAGGGGUCAAUUCCUUGUCGUUGUCGAAAUUUGAAACGAAAAAGAACUGAAGGAAUGAGAGUGUCACAAUAAGUCAUGGUGCAGCAAAUAAAUCUCC
Molecule: messenger RNA, 4197 nt
Organism: Scheffersomyces coipomensis
Lineage: Eukaryota; Fungi; Ascomycota; Pichiomycetes; Serinales; Debaryomycetaceae
Gene: SMC3
Product: cohesin subunit
Exons: 1
Coding region: 130-3786 (1218 amino acids)
Biological process (GO): mitotic sister chromatid cohesion
Cellular component (GO): mitotic cohesin complex; chromosome
Molecular function (GO): ATP binding; cohesin loader activity; protein binding
Source: RefSeq, a predicted model, not a curated record